AUGCGAUGCGCGAGCAAGGCCGCCGAGAGCGCGUCUGCACGUCUCUGUGCGGGCGCCGAAGCAGAAACCACAGCGACUGAUGUCCCAUCGGUUGCUGAAGCGACUCAGCCUGUGUCACCUGGUGAUGCAGGCGCUGGUCAUGAAGACACUCGUGUCUUCACAGAGUACGAGCUCGGUGUCUCGUACUCUCCUGAUACGGAUGAAGGAUCCGUAUCGACGGCAAUUGAAUCCAAGCCGCCUGCCAAGCGUGGCAUGGACGAUGCUUUGCGUCGCAGCAUCUUUGGUUCACCUGACGAAUCAGAUGAACCAUCGCCGAAGCGAAGGCGCUCGAGGUCGCGAGACUCGGGCGCUAACAGUGGUGUCGGUUCUCCAAUGGACACCACUUCGCAACGAGGUGCCAGUACUUCUGUCGGCACGUCGCAGGAAGAGCGGGACCGCAAUGUGUUGCGUCUCGCUCCAGAAAAGAAGGCAUGGAUGCCUCCGAAAUCUGUCAUGGAUCACUUGUCGGCGACGACGAGUGAUCGUUAUCGAACACGAUUGUUCGAUUCGUCAAGGAUCCAUCACCUUGACCCCAGCGCGAAAGACUAUCGCGCUGAACAUGAGUUCUUCAUCGAUGCUUUCUUCAGACAUCGAUGGUACAGUGGGAAUCACAAACGUGAUGGUCCCUCACUACUUCAGGCGUGGAACGCCUACAUCCAUAACCUCGAGGAUGUAGGUCGUGACGCUUGGAACGACAAACUUACCAAAGCUCGUGAUAAGUUUGAAAAGCGAACCCCGACAGGUGCACGCUAUAAGCUGCAUCGUCUGUCUAGGGAGAGGAUUGGCAACCUGAAAUCCCUUUACGACCGUGCCGGGAAGACUUUCUCCAGCGGUCCUUCUGCUGCACAGGAUGUGCCGCGUCGUACUGCUCAACCAGACCCAGUACGUCGAUCAUCAGUUGGGAGCGGGGCUCCCAAGUAUCCCAGGACGGGGGAUAGCCGCGCCACCGGACGAGACAACUCGUCCGACGUCCGUUCACGUCGCGGUGGUUCAACAGCUGCUCAACUAGAUAGCGCUGGCCACCGCGAGAGUCCUCUAAUGGAGGUGGGGGGAGGAGGAAAGACGCUCUCCACACGAUCAUGGGGAUCGGUGUGUUCCCGAUAG
Messenger RNA from Peronospora matthiolae, 1143 nucleotides. NCBI's taxonomy places the organism in Eukaryota, Oomycota, Peronosporomycetes, Peronosporales, Peronosporaceae. The record is from the annotation of a GenBank genome assembly.